AUGGAAACGGUGAUGGAAGAUGUAGAAGAGUACAACUACAGAGAAGUGAAGCUUCCAUCUCUGAUCCCAAUAGUGCCUGAACCAGAGCUUGAGAGAGAAACAGGAGAAAGAAGAAGAGGAAGAGAUAUAGUUAUAGCUAUAGAUCAUGGUCCCAACAGUAAACAUGCUUUUGAUUGGGCUCUUAUUCAUCUAUGCAGACUUGCUGAUACCAUCCACCUCGUUCAUGCUGUUUCUGAUGUGAAGAACCAGAUUGUGUAUGAUUUGACUCAAGGGCUGAUGGAGAAAUUAGCUGUCGAGGCUUUUGAAGUUGCAAUGGUAAAAACAGUAGCUCGGAUUGUGCAAGGUGAUCCAGGAAAAGUAAUUUGCAUGGAAGCAGAGAGGACUAAACCUGCAGCUGUGGUUCUUGGAACUAGAGGCAGAAGCUUAUUUCAAAGUGUGUUACAAGGAAGUGUUGGUGAGUAUUGCUUUCACCACUGUAAAGCAGCACCUGUUGUAAUUGUUCCUGGAAAAGAUCUUGGGGAUGCAUCAAUUGUCUAA
Lathyrus sativus (Indian pea) is the source of this 537-nucleotide messenger RNA. Lineage: Eukaryota; Viridiplantae; Streptophyta; Magnoliopsida; Fabales; Fabaceae. The record is from the annotation of a GenBank genome assembly.